Symbiodinium sp. CCMP2456 is the source of this 618-nucleotide messenger RNA. The record is from the annotation of a GenBank genome assembly. NCBI's taxonomy places the organism in Eukaryota, Dinophyceae, Suessiales, Symbiodiniaceae.
AUGGAUUGCUUCGACACCGCAGCUUUGGCUCAAUUCACAAAAGGCCAGUUUGGUGAAUCUGUUGCUGGCCCCGCGCCCGAGCGCAAGGGAAGCAUGGUGUCUGAGAGUACCAGUGAACUUGCGGCUGAUAUAGCGGAGUUGAAGGACAUGCUUCAGCGGGCGCAAAGGCCGGCUGUUCGCGAAGAGCUGCAGCGGGUGCUGACGAAGCUCGAGGCUGAGCAGCUCAAGGCAAAGAGCUCGGAGGCGGCUCCAGCGGCGACAAGCGACAAGGUCGCGCCAGCGACGGUGCAGGCCACAGCACCAGCCGUGGAUGUGCGGCCAGUGGGGCCGUGGACAGAGAUCACCACCUUCGCUCUGGACCUAGGUGGCUACAACAAGCCGGAUGUCAGCAUCGACUUGAGGCUGAAAGGAGUGGAGGAGCUUCCUGCAGAGAGCCUCACGUGCGAUUUCAAGGAGGAUGCCUUCGACCUGAAGAUCAUGGGUUUGGAUGGAAAGAACCACCGGUUUGUCCGGACGAACCUUGAGAAAGACAUCGUGCCUGCGGAGUCCAGCUUCAGAGUGAAGAAGAACCACGUCAUCAUCACCCUCCGCAAGGCGCCACAUCCUAGGUCCCGGUGA